Messenger RNA from Arabis nemorensis, 387 nucleotides. Lineage: Eukaryota; Viridiplantae; Streptophyta; Magnoliopsida; Brassicales; Brassicaceae. The record is from the annotation of a GenBank genome assembly.
AUGGCGACGGCUUUGUACAAGACGACCACAAGCUCAAACCUUUACCACCACCACCACUCAAUUCUUCCGCCGUUCUCACCGCCGUUUCAUCUUCACCGUAGAACCAGCUUCUUACUCGCGACUCCUCUCCGUUUACGCCGCCUCGCUGUAGUUGGCGGUGGCCCUCCAUCUCCUCCUAGUCCUGAUCCGCCUCCGCCUGAGGACACCACUCAACUUGCAGAAUCUCGUCCUAGUGAUCCAAAAGAGCAGCCAUUUCUUGUGGAGAUGUUCCUCUAUAUGUCUUGUAGGAGCUGUGACAAGGAUUCAAGACCGCGUAAAGAUCUUCCUCGCAGUGUUAUUUUGGAUGUCUCUCUUCUUUUGGGUUACAGUGACCGAUGGGAGGGGUAA